AUGCCGAAUCCGCUCGCGUUCGUAGGCGGGGGCGCGGCGCUGACGGCGGCGGCCCGAGCGGCGGACAAGGCGAACGGUGGUGGCGGACCAUUCAGGCGGCUGGGCGAGGGCCGCGGCGCGGCGUUGCGGGAGGCUUGGCCGGUGGAGGCGCUGCACACCGUGCCCGCAGCAAGGCGGGCGGCGACGGGCGACGCGGACGAGCUGUUCGCGUACGCCCGUCCGCCCAAGAGCAAGGCGAAGCGCGAGGCGGGCGAGCGGUGCGCCUUGCAGCACCAGGAGUGGGCUGACGCGCCCAAAGAGAAGAGGCAGAGGGCGGCGGAGGAGCGGGCGGCGGUGCAGGCGGCGCUGCUGGCGCCGCUCGCGGCGGCGGACACCACGGCGUCGCGGAUGCGGAGGCCGAGCGCCAUCGUGGCGGCGGUGCUGCAUCAACCCAUUGCGGCGCCGGCGGAGCGGGAGGCUUCAAUGCUCGCGCCGCUCGGCCACAACCUGAGGAUGCAAUGCGGCGAGGUGCUGAAGCGGUGGCGCGAGUUCAAGGGGGAGAUGAACCGGUCUGACGAAGACGGCGGCGAUGCGGCGAUGCGCGCCAGCUGGGCGAACGGGGUGCAGGACGGGUACCCGUGCCAGCAGCUCACCGUCAUGUUUCUGCAGUAUCUGCUGACGAGCCGCAUCCGACAGUCGCUCGCGUCGUGGCGGCUGCAGCGUGAGCUGAUCGGGCGGGGGGCGAACACGGAGGCGAGAGCGUACUGGCGACCCAUUCGCGACCAGUUCUCGAGCCUCGUGGGAGGAGGGAGAGGGAGCGGCGGGGUCGAGCAGCUCGCCAGCGUGGCGCAGACGGCGGCCAGCGCGGUGCAGGUGGUGGCGGGAGCGAACGCGACCACUGCGGCGGCGGCUGGCGACGCGGCGAGCCAGGCCGUGCAGCUCGCAAUGAGGGCGGCGACGGCGUCGAUCUCGACGCGGGAGCAUCUCAGCCAGACUGGGGAGUACCAGCUGCAGGACGCGAUGCUGUGCGAGGCGAUCGAGGUGAACGAGGCGUUCGUGCUCAACGCGUACAUCUGCUUCGCGCGGCUGACGGGUGCCCGCCCGGGGAUGGCGGUCAACGUGGAGAACGACUCGGUGGAUCCGAACAGCGCGUGGGCCAACUGCGCGCCGCUUAUCUGGCAGGAUCUGCUCGUUGGCACGCUCGAUGACGACGGGGGGCUGCAGCUGCCGAACGGAGGCGGCGCGGCGCGGUUUUACUUUGAGAUCUUCUUUCAGCGGGCGAAGGGGCAGUACUUUUCGAACCUGCAGUUCGGGACGUGCGUGACGCCGGACUCGGAUGAGAUGGUGCGGCUCGGCACCGUGGCGCUGUGCCGGCUGCUGCUGCGAACGGCGGCGCCAAAGGCGGUGUACGCGAAGCUCUCGCGCGAGGAGGUGGUGGCGCUGCGGCGCAAGGUGGACGACCCGGCGGGGUUCGCUGGGCUGGAGCUGGCAGACACCAAGUACGAGUCGUGGGCCGAUCUGGUGGCGGCGUGCUGCGACUCGCGGUGGGUGCUCGACGAUGCGGCUGAGGAUCGCGUGAUGUUCCCGAUGAUCGACAAGGUGACCGGCAACUUCUUGCUCGGGUCUCGCAUGACGUACGGCGGAGAGGCGCUGGGAAAGCGGCUCAACGAGAUCGGCGUGAGCUUGGGGUUCCAGAAGGGCGUGAUCGGCGCGUGGUCCCUGCGCAAGGACGCGUGCGAGGUGCAGGCGACGUGUGGCAGUGCGGACGCUACCUUUUUGGCGGCUCGCGUGCUGGGGCACAGGAAGGUGAACAGUCGCACGAUGGACCGGGUGUACCGGGCGGACCUGCGGCUGCGCGAUCUGGGGCAGCAUUGGCGCGGUGCGGAGAAGCCGGCGGAGCUGCUGUGCGCGCUCUCGUCGCCGAGCGCGGAGCGCGUGCCAGCGGCGGGCGCUGCGGCGGCGAUGCACUUCUCCGAGCUGCCGGCGGACGCGCCGGAGCGUGAGGCGGUGGAGGCGCGGGCGGCGGUGAUCCACGCGCGGCGCGAGGAGGCUGCUGCGGAGCAGAAGGCGCUGGAGGCGGUGCGCGCGACGGCGCCGCCGCUGGAGGCGGAGGCGGACGGGGCGGACGGGGCGGAUGGGGAUCACGAGGAGGGCGACUCCGCGGAGAAGCUAGCAAAGAGGGCGGUGAGGGCGGCCAACGAGCGGCUGAAGAACGCGAGGGUUCGUGCCGCACGGGCGCUGGGGCGUGUGCGGCGGGGGGAGGGUCGACCGAGGCUGUCGGACGCCGUGCUCGCGUUGGUGGCUGGCGAUCCAGACGUGGUCAGGGAGGUGGCCGCGGUGCAGGAGGCGAAGCGCCGCCGCGAGCAGGUCAAGUUGCAGAAGGCGACGUCGCUCGGCGUUGGGCGGUCGACAGUGCGGCAGGCAGCUCGCGCCGUAGAGGGCGGCGAGGAGGCGAUGCAGGCGCUAGCGGCUGCGGUGGCCACACGGCAGAGCGCGGUGACGUACGGGCAGCACGUCGCGGUGGGCGACUACUCGUCGCGAGUGUGGCUCGAGGGGCAGGACGCGCUUCGGACGGUCCCGGGGCUGCGGGAGGAGCGGUGCGCCACGCACAGGUGGCCGGUGAUGACCGAGGAAGAGGCGAUCACCUUUGGCCUCGACCGGCGCGACCGCACCCGCGCGUGGCGUGUGCUGAAGCUGCUGCCGCGCCAGCUGCAGUGGGCGGUGGUGGAGGCGGGCCUGCUGGACACCAUCCCGGAGAGCGUCACGGGCGGCACGGGCCAGAUGGGUCGCGCGUACUACGCGGUGAGUCGCGCGGUGGGGGGCGCGCUGUGCAUGGUGUGCACGAGUUGCGGCAAGGGGGGAGGCGAGCUGCCGGCGACGUGCAAGGAGCUUGAGUCGGCGACGUGUGCCACCUGCGGCUGCGAGCAGGCGUGGGCCGCGAGCGACGUGCUCUCUCCGUCUGCGUGCGAGCUGAUUCUCUCCGCAGUGCGCUCGGCGCCUGCCGACGUGGACCACCGCCACCUGCCGCUCGAGACGCUCGACGGCGGAGCGCACCUCCCGACGGCGCAGCGGGUAGUCGAGCGGCUACGUGCCGUCAGCGCGUAUCACGCCGAGCUCCGGCUGCAGCGCGCUUUCUGCGUCCGGUACAGCGGCGAGGGCGACGGUCACGCCGCGCACCGCGACCCGUGCGCCUUCACAGUCAACGUCGCGCUCACGCCCGCGGCUGACUUUGCGGGCGGCGACCUCGCGUUCCACCCGUCCGAGCGGGCCGACGCGAGCCACUCCGUCGGGCACGAGCUCGGCGGCGCGAUUCUGCACGCUGGCGCCGCCCGCCACAGCGCUGUGCCUCUGAGCUGCGGUGAGCGGUGCAACCUCAUCCUCUGGCUCGACCGCGCUCCCACCGCCUCUAUCUGGUCCGCGAUGCCUCCGGCGCUGCAGGCGCGCUGCCUGCGGCUUCUCGACCUCAGCUCGCUCUCUCGCUUCGCGGCCGCGUCACGCAGCUGCGCCGAAGACGCGGCCGCUGCUCCGCAGUGGGCGUCACUCCGCCGCGCUCUCGAGCCGCCGCGCACGUUGCUGGCGCGAGUCUGGGGCUGCGCCGAGUGCACCGACGCCCUCGGAGGUGUCUCGGAGGAGGAGGCUCGGAGGCGCCUCGCGGCGGAGCCGGAGGAGGCCCGGCACGUCCCCACACCGCUGCCCCUGUCCCUCGCCGCCCUCGCCGCGCUCCAUGCCCUGGCCGCCGCCGUCGACGCGCUUCAGCGGCCACAGCGGGCGGCGCCAGAAGACCUGGACUUGGCCGAGGCGCGCCGCGUCGCUGCUCGCUCGCGCGUCGCGUCGCGGGUUGCUGCGGCGGUCGCGGCGGCAGAAGCGGCGGAGCGCGGGAGCGGAGCGCGGGAGGCAGCAGCACAGGAGAGAGGGACGAUCGUGUUUGACGUGGGGAGGGUGAGAGUCCUGUGA
Molecule: messenger RNA, 3933 nt
Organism: Emiliania huxleyi CCMP1516
Lineage: Eukaryota; Haptophyta; Isochrysidales; Noelaerhabdaceae
Exons: 3
Coding region: 1-3933 (1310 amino acids)
Molecular function (GO): L-ascorbic acid binding; iron ion binding; oxidoreductase activity, acting on paired donors, with incorporation or reduction of molecular oxygen
Source: RefSeq, a predicted model, not a curated record